AUGAACAAUACUCCAGUGUUGCUAUACGAGUACAGUAUUACCAGUAGUGACCUCGUGGCAGAAUUGGAUACAACGGUACAUCAGAUCCUGGCCCUCAAACUGGAGCUCAAACCGAGAGGCGAAAGUACAGGGACCCAUGCAAGCUACCGGAAGGAUGUGUCGAUUGAGUCUGUGAACCCGAGGAAGACCUGGGUCAAACGCAGGAGGGUAUGCGAGAGCAGCCCAGAGCAGGAUGCUUCAUAUAGCUCUAUCGAAAUUCCGAGACUAACCCACACUUCUCCCGAAAAAUGUCCACAUGUGAUGAACGCCCACAACCCAAAACUCUCGGUCUCACCAGUUUUGCUGGCAACUUCACUGAUCUCAAUAUUCGGCAUCUCGCCGCGUAAUCAAGCACUGUGCUGCAGCCGCAUCCACCACUCAAGUGUUCAUCUCAGAUCGACGAUACCACUUAGGAAGGCAAGACCGCUUGUUGGCAGACGGGACGACAGGGGACGACAAGGCCGUUUAGGACAUCGAACUCCACCUAAGACGACAGGACAUGUUGGGGGGACAAGACUAUUCCGACUGAAGGAGAACGACUGA
Messenger RNA from Dothidotthia symphoricarpi CBS 119687, 582 nucleotides. RefSeq lists its product as uncharacterized. NCBI's taxonomy places the organism in Eukaryota, Fungi, Ascomycota, Dothideomycetes, Pleosporales, Dothidotthiaceae. The coding region runs from base 1 to 582 and encodes 193 amino acids. The transcript is spliced from 2 exons. The record is from RefSeq and is a predicted model, not a curated record.